Schistosoma curassoni is the source of this 1059-nucleotide messenger RNA. Lineage: Eukaryota; Metazoa; Platyhelminthes; Trematoda; Strigeidida; Schistosomatidae. The record is from the annotation of a GenBank genome assembly.
AUGUCAACAUUUAGUUCUGAUACUUCAGGAUUAUUAACAUCAACUAAUAAUAAGACUAAGAAAGAAUGUUUUAAUUUCGAACCACAACAAUGGCGUAAAUCUGUUUGUAAAAAUUGUUUUCGUACACAACCUGAACAUCAUAAGUUAAUUAGUAAUAAUUUAAAGGAUGAAAUGAAUUCAACUUUGAAAUCUCAAUUAUCAUUUGAUAGUAAUGUGAAUAUUAAUAAUAGUAAUAAUAAUAAUAAUAGUAAUAUUAGUGGAGUUGGUUGUGCUGUUGUGUCUGAUAAUACUACUAAUACUUCUAUUAGUAGUAGUACAACUAAUACUACUACUACUUCUACUACCGUUAAUAGUAGUUGUGACACUAAGUCACGUGAUUCAUCAAUUAGUAAAAAUAACAAUGGAUUAUUUGGUAGUAAUGCAGCGGCUAGAGCUGCUGCAAGAAAAAUUGCAGUUGGACAAAGAUAUUCCGAUUCAGAUGUUCGUAAUCAUGAAUUAAGAAAAUCCACUAAUCUUGCGAAUACAACAAUUGGACAAUCACAACAGCAACCACAACAACAACAAUCCACAAUUGGUAUUAGUCAUUCAUCAGCAUCAAGUAUUGAUGCAAGAUAUGUGGAAGAAUUAGAAAAUGAUUUUUUUGCAUUAGAAGAUAAACAUGAAUUAUUAUUAAGAGAACGUGAUGAAUUAAAUAUAGAAUUAGAAGGGAAAAUUCGUACCAUUAGUGAAUUACAAGCUACAUUAGAUCAAUAUCAAGAAGAAGUGAAAAGUUAUCGAGAACGUUUAAAACUUCCAGAAAGUGAUCAGAAUCAUUCACCGAAUACAAUCAUUUUGGAACAACAUCAACAUCAACAACAACAAUAUUCAAUUGGUCCUACUGAUAUUCAUUGUAGUGCAGAACUUCAACAACGUCUUAAUGAAGUGGAACAAUUAUGUCAAGAGGUUAUGGAAGAGAAUGAACAAUUAAAAGAGGAUGUUGAAGAAAUGCAUCGAGAAAUUGAAGAGAUGCAUGAUCAUUUUCAAGUGAUUUUUUCAUUGCUAUUAAAGAUGUUUUUUUGA